GCUCUAUGUUCUGUAUUCGCUUCUAUCGCCAAUCUUCAUUCCUCAUCAAGGUCUUGACUGUUUUGUAAUAAUUUGUUCUUCGGGAAAUAAGACUAAAGUAUAGGAAAGAGCGAUGACAUUUUUAGAGUUAUUAUUUUUGCUUUUAGUUGGCUACUACUUCAUUUAUGUAAUUUUUUGGCUGAUUCUGGAUUGUAAUCUGGGACUAUGGUAUAAUUCAUAUUUCGGUUUACCCGUUUCGUCGAUGCGUGGACAAGUUGUGUGGGUGACGGGAGCUUCAAGCGGUAUUGGAAGAGCUCUGUCGCUUGUGUUUGCUAAAUAUGGAGUGCGACUAGUAAUUUCUGCUAGACGGGAAAACUUGCUCGAGUCAUUGAAAAAAGAUUGCCUGGAGCGAUCGAAUGGUUUGUUGUCUGAGCGCGAUGUUUUAAUAUUGCCGAUGGAUAUGUUAAUGGUGUCUGUUCAUGAAAAUUGCUUUGAGAGCGUUCUAAAGCACUUCGGGCGUUUGGAUGUGUUGGUUAAUAACGCGGGACGUUCCCAGCGCGCAAGCUGGGAAGAGAUAGCGGUUCAAGUUGACCGGGACCUUUUUGAGUUAGAUGUUUUUUCGGUUAUUAAUCUUUCACGAAUCGCUGUUCGUUACUUUUUAAAACAGGCUGGUGGACAUGGACAUAUUGUAGUAACAUCAAGCAUUGCUGGAUUCUGUGCCGUCCCAUUUUCGGCGACAUAUUGUGCUGCAAAGUCUGCCAUAAAUGCAUAUUUAAGUACUCUGCGAAUGGAGCACCGUAACAUUGAUGUCACCACAUUCUGUCCGGGCCCAGUUGCUACGGAUUUCCUUCAGGAAGCCUUUACUUCAGAACCAGAAAAAAAAUACGGGCGGAGCACAGCUAACCAAAAACGGAUGUCUGCAGAACGGUGCGGAGCUCUAUUUGCCGCAUCGAUUGCGAAUAAAUUGAACUUGGCUUGGUGUGGUUUGUUUCCGGUAAAUUUUUUGGCCUAUGCAUCGCGAUACCCGGGAUUAUCAAAACUUAUUUUCAAGUUAAUGGGCAAUAGCACAAUGAACAAAAUACGUGAAGGAAAGCUGUGAAUUUAAUCACAAUGAAUACUGAUAUACAUACAUAUGUAUAUACGUAACGUAACGUAAUAUUAAAUGGUUGUAAUAAAAAUGAUGCAGCAAUAAUAAAGUGCAGCGAUUAACAUAACCUCACAUUUGGAGGUAUUGCAUUUAAGUAAAUUAAAGAAGCAUUUGCAUAUUUCGUACUACAUUUUUUGACGCCUGUAUUCGCAAACUUAAAUUUUUAAAGAAAAAUUCGAAUAAAGAUUUAUCAUAAGUUAACUUGUUUUAUAUAAAAUAUUUGCCAUAUCUUAUUAAAAACGAUUGAAAUUUUGUUUAU
Anastrepha obliqua is the source of this 1385-nucleotide messenger RNA. Its product is annotated as dehydrogenase/reductase SDR family member 7. Gene Ontology annotation, molecular function: oxidoreductase activity. The transcript has a single exon. The record is from RefSeq and is a predicted model, not a curated record. NCBI's taxonomy places the organism in Eukaryota, Metazoa, Arthropoda, Insecta, Diptera, Tephritidae. The coding region runs from base 113 to 1078 and encodes 321 amino acids.